AUGAACGAGGGGUAUGAUGUCGCAAUAAAAAAGAAUUUAACAGCUGCCACGCUCAUAAAAGUGAAAUUCGAUUCUAUCGCAAUAGUAACUCCUAGUAUAUUAAAUGAAGUAAGGUUUACGUCAGAGGAAGAUUUAAUUAACAAUAUUUUUUCAUUUGUUUUGCUAGGAGAGUCACACUAUUUUACAUUUAAUGUAAAAGGAAAAGACUUUCCUCAUCAUCCACCCUACAUUGUCAGCCUUAAAGUAAAUGGAGAAGAAAACUGUAGAAAUCCUAACCGGACAUACUUUGAAAGGGACAACUUUGUCGCAAAAUAUUUACCUGAUGCACCUGACAAAUUCUGUGGCAGGCGAAAAGUAAAUAAAGAAUCUAUACCAUUAAUUGUCAGCGGUUCUACGACGAAAGCAGGCCACUGGCCUUGGCAUGCCGCUAUAAAUAAGCUUACACGAGGUAUCCUAAACUACAUAUGCGGAGGAACAUUGAUUUCAAAAUAUGUAGUUUUAACAGCCGCUCAUUGCGCCACAGUCCGAGGUGUGCCAGUCAAUCCAGAUCUUCUUGGAGUAGUUCUCGGGAAAUAUAGUCUCUAUCGAAUUGAAGUUACUAAUCAAGACAGAGAGGUAUCUGAAGUAAUUGUUCAUGAUGAAUAUAAUAAGAACUCCGGAAAUAAUGAUAUCGCUUUGUUGAAGUUAAGUACAGAAGCCACAUUUAACAACUUCGUCCAACCAGCUUGUAUUUGGUUUGACGGAAUCUAUGACAAUUUACCAUCUUUUGAAAUUACUGGUACGGUGGUGGGAUGGGGGAUAGACCAAGCUGAUAUUCUAUCGAAAAACCUUCGUACAGCAACACUUCCAAUAGUCCCAGAUAUAACUUGUAUAAGAUACGAACCAAUAUAUUACACCAGUGUGCUAAAUGGGAAGAAAUUUUGUGCUGGAAAUAGUAACGGUACUUCUGCAUGUAACGGAGAUAGUGGCGGUGGAUUCUUUGUGUUUGUAGAGGAUGAUAGAAAGUAUCAUUAUUACAAGGAAGUUCCAAUUGAAGAGAGACCAGGAGCUUGGUUUCACUACAAAAUGUUUGAGGACCGAAUCAACACAAAAAUCGGAAAUUCCCUAUCCCUAUCCGUUGAUGAUAGUGCAUUAAUGAUGAAGAUGGAAGAAAAGGAAAGUAGACACGAAGAAUCUUUGGAAGAAAAAAUUGUAGAAGAUGUGGAAAACAGCGACUGUAUUUUCAACGACAUGCGGCGUGAACGAUAUAUGAUACAGCACCAAAAUCUCAUGGGUAUGACAGUGACAUCAGGAAGUGUAGUGUUAAAUAAAGAUGAGAAAAACCUCAUCGGAAUCAGUAUAGGUGGAGGAGCGCCUUUAUGUCCAUGCUUAUACAUAGUACAGAUAUUUGACAACACGCCAGCCUCUAAAGAUGGUACUUUACAAAGUGGAGACGAGCUUGUAGGCGUUAACGCGCAAACGGUCAAAGGGAAAACUAAGGUGGAAGUUGCCAAAAUGAUACAAGCUGCAAAGGACCAAGUAACAAUAAAUUACAACAAACUUCACGCUGAUCCAAAACAGGGGAAGUCCCUUGAUAUAAUAAUGAAGAAAAUGAAACACAGAUUAGUUGAGAAUAUGUCAACGGGAACGGCUGAUGCGCUCGGACUCUCCCGAGCAAUACUUUGCAAUGAUACAUUAGUAGCGAAACUAAAUGAAAUGAGAGACACUGAAACCACGUAUAAAAGAUUGGUCGAACAUGCUAAAAGGAUGCUAAAGUCAUACUUCGAUUUGCUACAAACAUAUAAGUCCUUGGGAGAUAUAUUUGCGUCGAUUGGUGUGAGGGAACCACAGGCUCGGGCGUCUGAAGCCUUCACAAAAUUUGGUCAAUAUCAUAGACUACUAGAAAGGGAUGGCAUUAAAAUGUUGAAAACCUUGAAACCGAUUCUAGCGGACAUGGGGACGUAUUUACAUAAAGCCAUUCCAGACACAAAACUGACGAUACGCAAAUACGCCGACACAAAGUUUGAAUAUUUGUCUUAUUGCCUCAAAGUAAAAGAAAUGGACGACGAAGAAUACGGUUAUAAUGCUUUACAGGAGCCCUUGUAUAGAGUAGAGACUGGAAAUUAUGAGUAUAGAUUAAUUCUCCGUUGUCGCCAAGAAGCAAGAAAUAGAUUUGCGAGAUUGAGAUCAGAUGUUUUAGUUAAGCUGGAACUCCUUGACAACAAGAAAACUCAAGAUGUCGCUUAUCAGUUACGUAGAUUCAUUCAAGGGUUGGCAGUUUAUCUCAAUGAAACAAUGGAGCAUUUAAAAGAGAAUGCUUCUCUAUUCCCAGUAGAAGUCGAUCUAUCACAAAACGCCUUCCAAUAUAAAUCUACAACGCAGCUAAUACAAGAUAAUCAAGAAGACGAUGACGAUGUUGAAUAUGGAAAAGAGAUUUGUGAAUAUCACGACUUGUCGGACGACGAUAAGGAGUCCAAGGUCUUGAAUCGAAGGCAAAAUAAAGAUAAAGACGAAACUGACUCCGCGGAACAAUUAUUGCCAGAUUUGACAGUUAACAUCGAAAGUGAAAGCUCUAAUGUCAAAUCUGACAGUGACAACUUGACAUUGUUGACGGAACUAGGGCUUGUUGACACGAAGGAUGAUUUUGGCGAUUUCCAGGAUGGCUUAGAUGAAUAUAAAAAUAAUUCUGAUGACGUUCUCGACAAGUUACUUAAUUUGAGUGUUGGCCAG
Molecule: messenger RNA, 2709 nt
Organism: Brenthis ino (lesser marbled fritillary)
Lineage: Eukaryota; Metazoa; Arthropoda; Insecta; Lepidoptera; Nymphalidae
Source: the annotation of a GenBank genome assembly